This is a messenger RNA of Lingula anatina, 2759 nucleotides long. RefSeq names its product transmembrane protein 62-like. The record is from RefSeq and is a predicted model, not a curated record. NCBI's taxonomy places the organism in Eukaryota, Metazoa, Brachiopoda, Lingulata, Lingulida, Lingulidae. Gene Ontology annotation, molecular function: hydrolase activity.
AAUCGCCGUGUUGCCGUCUCAUUUCUUUGUCUUGCCUUGAAAAGUGCUUCCCACAAUGCCGUGUUAUUAUGGAUGACGAUGUGCAGCCGGUGAGCUGUCUGCUACAGUUGAUUCUACUCGAUUUUUGACAUUCUACAUUGAAUUAGAAUGAAAUCGUCUAUAUUAGUUGUUUUGUUUUUGGCUUUAGUUAUAUCGUGUGGGCUUUUAGUGAAGAUAUUUAUCACUGAUAAAAUAAGAAGGCCAGUAAUUAACACCUCUGCACUUAGUUCUCGGUCGGCACCACCUUUUCCUGGUGCCAAGGAAGACAAUAUAUUUUGGUUUGCACAGGUAUCAGACCUUCAUUUUAGCAUAUUUUAUGAUCCAGCCAGAGUAAGCCAGUUAAAAGAAUUUUGCAGUACACACAUAGAUGCUAUAAAACCUAAAUUAGUAUUAGUUACAGGUGACUUGACUGAUGCCAAACAUAAAGAUCUGCAGGGAUCAGGACAAUUUCAGGAAGAGUGGACUUUGUAUAAUGAUGUUCUGAAAGAAACAGGGGUCUUGAAGAAAACCACUUGGUUAGAUAUUAGAGGGAAUCAUGAUGCAUUUGAUGUUCCAUCCCUGACCAACCAGAAGAACUUUUAUAGGACAUACUCUGCUCAAGGAAAAAAACAUUUCCACUCAUAUCAACAUGUCGAAGUAUUGCCAUUUGGGAAGUACAUUUUUAAUGCAGUUGAUGCUUGCCCAAACCCUGGACCAAGGAGACCAUUUAAUUUUUUUGGAAUGUUAACGCAGGAUAGUUUAGACACAUUGGAGGAGUUUGCCCAAGCCAGUGAGAAGAGCAAUGCUACCAUAUGGUUUGGUCACUACCCAACUUCAUUGAUUGGUAUGCCUGGACCUGGGCUGCGGCAUGUCAUGAGGAAUGGCAUAGCCUACUUGUGUGGCCAUCUGCACACCCUGGCUGGCCUUGUCCCAAAGAUGCAUACAUUACAGAAGGAGGGUUAUCUGGAACUGGAACUUGGAGACUGGAAGGAUAAUAGAAUGUAUAGAGUAGUUGCCAUGGAUCAUGAUCUGAUGUCAUUUACUGAUGUUCAUUUUGAUACCUGGCCUAUUAUUCUGGUCACAAACCCCAAAGAUGCUCUGUACACACUGCCUGACCGUGAACCAACUGGCCGUAUGCUGAAGUCUACUCAUAUCAGACUGCUAGUCUUCUCACCUGGUAAAAUUCUCUCAGUUGAGGUCAGCAUUGAUACAGUUCAAGUUGGCUUUGCAAAGCAGGCCAAAGGUCCACUGUAUGUCCUGGCAUGGAACCCCACAGACUACAGCAAGGGGGUGCACACUAUUAAAGUGAUUGCUAAGGACAGUCUCGGCAAUAGUACAACAGUUGAGCAGUCUUUCUCUCUGGACCACACAGUGUUGGACUUUGGACUGAUGGCUAGACUUGUCCUCAUGUUGGACUUAAACACUGUUGGCCAGACUCUCUACACAGUGGCGAUGUUAACAGCACUUUUACCCUUGCUCUAUUUUAGAAUCAUGAAAGAAAGGAAAACAGUCAAUUGCCUGCACCUGCGUAGAUUUUUCGAUGUGGUGAAUGAAAUCCUCAGAAGGAUUUAUUAUGUGUCUGUAUACAAUAACACUUUUUAUCCAUUGGUUAUAUACAUAGUUUAUAUAACAAUAGGACCCUGGUUCAUAGGACAUGUCUUAGAUGGCCACGUGGGUCUGUGCUUUUUAUUUGGGAUCUAUGUGAAUGGUACACUUAUUCCUAGUAAUCUCACAUACGUGUAUGGAUUUUUCCAGAUCUUAAUGUUUGUCAUUCCAUUAAUACUUUACACUGGGUGGUGUAUACAGCACCAUCUCAGAAACUUAAAGAAAGAUAAAGCCAUGGACAAGCCUACUUGUAAAAACUAUAUCAAGGAUCACUGGAGUUUCUUACUCAUCGUGUUCUUGCAAGUGUGGUUUGCAUAUGGAGGGUUCUUUAAAGCUUAUGGAACCAUGGCAUUUUUACUUGGACCAUUUAGGACCUGGUCAGCAGUUCUGGCUAUAUACUUGCAUAGAAAUGCAUUGAAUGUAGAGAGACAGGAACUCGAGAUGAAACCAGAGCCCAGUGAACAGCAAUGUAAACAUGGUUAAUUUAGUGCAAUAUCUGGAACUGUUUCUUGUAUUUUAAUGUUCAAGUCAUGAUAACAAUAUGUGGUACCAGUAUUAUUAUUUAUAUCUGGUUUACAAGGUGAUAUUAAUAAAAUGAUAAUCUGAAGUCAUUUUCAACAAAGGAUAAGAAAUGCCUCUGACAUCUCUGCUGUGAUACAAAUUACAGUGGACCAAGAUUAACUCUUGCUGUAACAAGAAAUGAGGACAGCUCCCACUGUGGUGCUGUGAACAAAUUGAACUCUAUACAGUGAUCCCAAUGUGGCGGAAACCAGUGUUCAUUUUUAAGCAAAUUGAUAACUUGAAUAAAUUAGAAAGAUCAAAAUAAUGCAAUAAAGUCUAGUCAUGACUUAGAAGACCUAUGUAAACAAGUCACACGGCCUACCAUGCUCAACUUGGGGUCAGUUUUGUAGUGUUUACUGUGUCAGUGUCCAAGAUGGCGUAUUGGGAAUGAAAUUUAUUAUUUUGUUAAGCCCACUUUGUUUUCUCCUUUAUACAUCUGAUUAAAAUUUAUAUUUAUUAUAUAUGGGCCUCUGAUGAAGAAAAGGGGUCUGCUCUUGAAUUCGUAUAUUUGACAAACAAAAUUAACAAAGUUGAUAAUACUUUUUGUUGGUAGUAAUAAAAUAUAAUGUCAUUCA